AUGUCAUUUGAGAAGGUGUUUCGAAUAGCGGUAUUACAGGCAAAACACAUAUUCGAAGUCAAGGAAUCUACAGAUGGCAAAAUUUUGCCCAUCCGAGGUAUAGAAGCUAGAGUUCUGGAGCUAUUAUCCCAGUGUAUGCAUUUCAGAUAUGAACUUGUCAUACCAGAAGAUAGAGAAUUCGGUCAAUUACUAGAUAAUGGGCAAUGGACAGGAAUGAUUGGACUGGUUGUCAGAGAAAAGGCCGAUUUCGCAAUGAAUAUGAUUGCUUUAACAGGUGUUCGACGAAAAGUGCUGAAUUUCAGUUAUCCGUAUAAUGUAGAUGGAACAACCUUUUUCACCGAAGCUCCCACAUUAUUACCAAAAGGAUUGGCCUACUUUUAUCCAUUUGACUAUAUUUUGUGGAUAAUUAUACUAUUUUCAGUUUUUAUGGCGCCAUUUGUGUUUAAGUGCGUAUUUCGAAAUGUAUAUUCGUUGUCAAAAUUAUACUUCGAAGUGACCGGAAGUUUUCUAGGCUUGCCUUUUAAUGCAGUAGUACAAGAUUUUGGUUCACGCAUCCUUCUUUUGGCAUGGUUGUUUUAUGUAAAAAUUCUAGACUUAUGCUAUUGCGCUGUUUUGCUGUCUUUCGUAACAAUUCCUUUGAUGACCGAACCUAUACAGAACAUUCAUCAAUUGGCAAAUGCAAUUAAAGAAGGAAAGUUCGAAUGCUCCAUAUUUCGCGGGACAUCUGAUCAAGAAACAUUCUAUAGUGCAACGAGAGGACCCUUGAAGGUCAUUGCUGAUUACAUAAGGGGAAACAAUAAAUUGGUACCGCAUGGACUGACCAUCACACAAUAUAUUCCCAAUUCCAAAACGGCAUUGAUUGGUUCCAGAAGUCUCGUUCUAUUUAAUUAUUUAAGCGAAAAUUACAAACACUACAGCAUAUCAAAAGAUUUUUUCUAUACAACUCUGAUAGCUAUUCCUGUUUCGGAUCACUUCUGCUGCCUAAAGAAAAUGAAUAAGUGCAUUCAAAGGAUGUACGCGGGAGGCUUGUACAAAAAGUUCAUGGAAGAUGAAAUAUAUAUCCUUGUAUUAAAAUCCAUGCAAAAGCAAGACAUGACAGAAGACGAUUUGAUACUCAGAAUUGAUGAUAUCUAUGGGGCAUUCUUAAUUUUAGCAGGUGGCUGUGCUAUUUCUUUUCUCGUUUUUAUAUUCGAAAUCUUUUAUAGGAAGAAAAAAUGA
Messenger RNA from Argiope bruennichi, 1218 nucleotides. RefSeq names its product glutamate receptor ionotropic, delta-1-like. Lineage: Eukaryota; Metazoa; Arthropoda; Arachnida; Araneae; Araneidae. The coding region runs from base 1 to 1218 and encodes 405 amino acids. The transcript has a single exon. The record is from RefSeq and is a predicted model, not a curated record. Gene Ontology annotation, molecular function: glutamate-gated receptor activity. Gene Ontology annotation, cellular component: membrane. Gene Ontology annotation, biological process: monoatomic ion transport.